AUUACAACAAACAUAUUUUAAAAAGUUUUAAAAGAAAACUUAAAAUUAUUGAGAUACAAUACUAUUCCUUUAACGUCCCUACACUACACAUUGAAUAAAAAAGUUAACUUGCCUCAUCUACUAAUCUUUUUUUCUAUCAUUCGUCACCGUUUCUUUAUACUCUCUCUCUCUCUCUCUCGGACAAGAAGAGGUAGUAGAGAUAUGUCGCUGUCGUCUUACCUAAGCCCGACGCGCUUUCUAGAAGGCUACCUCCGCCGUUGCCUCACGGCGGCAGGAUUGACGUCGCAGACGCUUUCCAUAGACUCUGAAACAACCAUCCACUUCUGGGGACCACCACACCGGAGCGAUGAUGACGACGACAGACCUGUUAUGCUUCUCCUCCACGGCUUCGGUCCAUCCUCUAUGUGGCAGUGGCGGCGACAGAUUCAAGCCUUCUCUCCCUCUGUUUUCAGGCUCUAUUCUCCCGAUCUUGUCUUCUUCGGUGACUCUACCACUUCCUCCACCAACCGCACCGAAGUCUUCCAGGCGGAAUGUAUGGCAAAGCUAAUGGAGAAAUUAGGAAUAGGCAAGUAUAGUGUGGUUGGAACAAGCUACGGCGGUUUUGUGGCAUACCAUUUGGCAAAAUUGUGUCCGGAAAAAGUGGAGAAAGUAGUGAUUGCAAGCUCUGGUGUCAACAUGCGAAAGUGUGACAGUGAAAGUUUAUUGCAACGAUCCAACUGUGAGGUCAUCGAGAAAGUUAUGUUACCAUCCACUGCAGCUGAGCUUCGCACACUUAUGGCUUUGGCAUCUUCGUCGCGGAUACUUAGUAUGUUUCCCAAUGCUUUCUGGAACGACGUUAUUAGUAAUUUAUAUACAAAGAAUAGAACAGAGAAGAUUGAAUUAUUGAAGGGGGUGACUUUUGGCCGGAACGAGAAUUUAAACAUCGAUCCUCUUUCUCAGGAGGUCCUAAUAGUAUGGGGAGACAAAGAUCAGAUAUUUCCUGUGAAGAUGGCUUACGAAUUAAAAGAGGUUCUUGGAGACAAAACGAAACUAGAAAUUAUCGACAACACCUCGCACGUUCCUCAGAUCGAAUGUGCACAAGAGUUUAACAAUAUCGUUUUGAGAUUUUUGAAGGGUUCUUAAGAGCUGUAAUUUUGUAUACAGAUUCUUCCGCUUGUUUAGUGUUAAGCUACUAUUCGUUACGUAAUCUUGCUACUUUUCUUGCCAUGCUUUCUCAUUUUUCAUGUAAUUUUCCCUUUUACUUGCCAUAUUGUUUUUACCAUUAUAUAUACGCAUAUACUUCCUUGUAGUUUAUAUAUUCUUCUUUGAUAUGAAUAUUGGGUAUGAAUUGGUGUGAA
Molecule: messenger RNA, 1337 nt
Organism: Camelina sativa (false flax)
Lineage: Eukaryota; Viridiplantae; Streptophyta; Magnoliopsida; Brassicales; Brassicaceae
Molecular function (GO): catalytic activity
Source: RefSeq, a predicted model, not a curated record